This is a messenger RNA of Magnolia sinica, 1160 nucleotides long. RefSeq names its product FCS-Like Zinc finger 14-like. Lineage: Eukaryota; Viridiplantae; Streptophyta; Magnoliopsida; Magnoliales; Magnoliaceae. The coding region runs from base 160 to 882 and encodes 240 amino acids. The record is from RefSeq and is a predicted model, not a curated record. The transcript is spliced from 2 exons.
CUGUUCCUGCGUUCCACAGCAAUCAGAGCUCAAUAAUUCAACUGAUUGGAGAGAUGCAAAUGCCAAUUCCCCAAUAAAUUCUGAGGUUUUGAUCGAAUUGAAGAAAACCCAAAUCACGAAUCCUUCAUAUUUCUCUUCUCCUUGAUUGAAUUUUACUCCAUGUUGGGCAAGCGAUCUCGGCCGCCCAUCAGGCCGCUACCAAGCCCCAUUAUCCCCAGCGAUCAAAUCGGAUUUCCUGAUGCCAUUUUAAGCCCAAAAAGCCCACUUGGUUUCAAGAUCCGAUCACCAAAUAGGUGGAAGGAUUGCAACUCCGGCACGGUCGGACUAGCGAUCAUCGUCGCGCUGGAGAAAUCCGACGGUGGAUGCAGUGAAUUUCAAGCGAAAUUCGUCGUGGGUAGUUUGAAUUUGAAUAGAUCAGAUCCUAUUCCGGUCAGAUCAGCCGGAUGGGCUAAAAAUGCAGCUAAAUUUAGAGGAUUUUCCGAUGAAACUUAUACUAGAGUGACUUUUCAUGGGCCCAACAAGUCCUGUAGCACUAGAGUUUAUGGUGGUGCAUGUGAAUGCCACAGAAGCGAACUUGAUCAAAAGCAGAGGAAUUUUGGGGUGUUUUACACAUCACCACCACAAUUUACAGACGAAAAUCUAGCCUUUCCGACGUCGGAUUUCCUCAGUUCCUGUUACCUGUGUAGGAAAAAGCUUCAUGGGAAGGAUAUAUACAUGUACAGAGGCGAGAAGCCGUUUUGUAGCAUAGAGUGUCGGUACCGACAGAUAAUAAGCGACGAAUGCACAGAAAAAUGCCGACCCGAAGCUGCAAAAUCUUCAGACCUGUCGUCUUCGCCUUACAAUGGGGGUUGGAUCUUCUCUCCUGGAGUUGCUGCAGCUUAAUUAGGCCAUGAGAAGACAGUGACAAUGAUUGUAUUUGAAUAUAAAUGGAGCAUACAUGCAUACAUAUACGAGGAUUAAUAUAGAGAAAUUUUGAAUGUAAGUAUGGGUUUGAAGCUGAGCUAUGAUGAAAAUUGGGCUUUGAUAAGCUCACACACGUGUGCAAGUUCAUGUGUAGCAUGAUAAGUAGGUGUGAGGUCAAAUUCAUCCAUCAGGUAGGUCUGAUCUUGUACAUCUUUUACCAAAAAUAAAAUGUGGUCCACUCAGGAUGUGGGGUCCAA